UGGGGCUUGAGCAUCAUUCUCUGGGUAAUGGGACCCACGAUCGGGAUUAACAGAAUUAGAAUGUCCCCAGAAGAGGCGGCUCUCGAAACAUUCAAGAUUCCGUUCUCAAUUGUACUCGGAAUGGUCAAAAUAUCAGUGCUCCUCUUCUACCAGCGCCUCUUCUCUGUCUCGAUUUUCCCUCGCGUGGUCUGGUUCAUGAUCGUCGUUAUUGCAAUGUGGACCAUUACAAUCCUGUUAGUUUCCAUCUUUAAGACGAACCCAAUUUCCGGAAUCUGGACCAACCCCGAAGAAACCUACGUAAUCGACGAUGCCGCCUAUUCUAUUGCCGUGGCCGCCAUGUCCCUCGGCUUUGACGUUAUCGUACUCCUGGUGCCGCUGCUUGUAAUCCGCACGCUGAAAAUGUCCUACCGGAACAAGAUCGCGGUCAUGAUGAGUUUCUGGCUAGACGGACUCUGUUGCGUGGCCGGUGCAGCCCGCCUCCAACUUUUAUACCAGGGUGUUCAUUCGGUCACUGAUAACCCGAACGCUUACGCUAACCUAACAAAAGCAUUCGUUUGGGCGGAAUUGGAGCCCAAUGCGUCUGUUAUGGCGGCGUCGCUGCCAAUGCUGAGGCCGCUAUUC
Messenger RNA from Lindgomyces ingoldianus, 621 nucleotides. RefSeq lists its product as uncharacterized. Lineage: Eukaryota; Fungi; Ascomycota; Dothideomycetes; Pleosporales; Lindgomycetaceae. The record is from RefSeq and is a predicted model, not a curated record. The transcript has 3 exons. The annotation marks the transcript as partial.